Messenger RNA from Diatraea saccharalis (sugarcane borer), 831 nucleotides. Lineage: Eukaryota; Metazoa; Arthropoda; Insecta; Lepidoptera; Crambidae. The record is from the annotation of a GenBank genome assembly.
AUGUUUGUCAAGUUGAUCCUUACUUGUGGCUUGGUGAGCUUAGCUCGCGGAGGACUAAUCGCUGCGCCCCACGGAGCUUUAUCUUCACAAAGCAUCGUUCUGGGUGCUCCAGCUUAUGGCGCUGGGUAUGCAGCACCAGCGCUGGGUAUCGGCAGUGCGGUUGUCUCGCAUGCUGCUCCUUUUCUACGAGCUCCUAUUGCUUCCUAUGGGCACGCAGCUCCUGUUGAAAUUUAUGCCCACCCUCGUUAUACUUUCAAUUAUGGAGUCGCUGAUGGCCACACCGGUGAUCAGAAGAGCCAAUGGGAAACCCGUGACGGUGACGUGGUGAAGGGGCAGUAUUCCCUUGUCGAACCCGAUGGUACUCUCCGCACCGUCGACUAUUCUUCUGAUGCCCAUAAUGGAUUCAACGCUGUUGUUAGCAGACAAGGCCAUGCUGCACAUCCAGCUGUGGCUCCCGUCGUUGCAGCACCAGCUUAUGGACAUGGCCAUUUGCUUGGAUAGACUACUCCACAACAUACCAAUCUUCUGUACGGCGACUAUUUAUUACCUAGUUAAUUAUAGAACUCGGACGGAACGCGACAACGAAACAGAACGAUACGUGGUCCUUCGAGCCGGGUCACGUACGUUAGGCUCGGCGUUUCAUAAUCUGUAUCCAGGGACUACACGGCCCAAAGUUAGAUUUCACUCAUUUAUGUGAUCACAUUAGAGUCUUAUUUUAUUUUACUUUUGUAUUAUAUUUUCUUCUAGUGAGUAAGGUUACAUUUUAUGAAACGUUAGACUCAACGCCUACGGUGUGCCAAGCAACAAUUUUGGAUUUGUGACUGAUCUUAG